Messenger RNA from Cetraspora pellucida, 324 nucleotides. The record is from the annotation of a GenBank genome assembly. NCBI's taxonomy places the organism in Eukaryota, Fungi, Glomeromycota, Glomeromycetes, Diversisporales, Gigasporaceae.
AUGGAUAAACAUAGACCAAUAAAACUUGUUUUGCAAAAUAUUGUCCAUAGUACUAUUCUAGUUUUUAAAAUUGUAGAUCAAUAUAAGUCUAAUGAAGAAGUAACUAAAAUGAAAAAUGAAUAUAAGAAAUUUAUUUAUUCUCUAUUACUUGAUGAUAAUAUUAAAGAUUCUUUGAUUUAUGAUUUAGAAAUAAACUGGAUAUGUGAUAAGUGGCAUCAAAGUUUUAUUAAUGAAAGACAAGAACCACACAUGUAUGAUUUACCUAGAAUAAAGCCAAUGACUAAUAAUUCAACAGAAAGAAUGAAUAAAACUAUAGAAUUAUGA